Messenger RNA from Botrytis sinoallii, 3642 nucleotides. RefSeq lists its product as uncharacterized. NCBI's taxonomy places the organism in Eukaryota, Fungi, Ascomycota, Leotiomycetes, Helotiales, Sclerotiniaceae. The transcript is spliced from 5 exons. The coding region runs from base 760 to 3354 and encodes 864 amino acids. The record is from RefSeq and is a predicted model, not a curated record.
ACCCUGGAUGAUUUUGUUUACCCUUGUUGUCCAAUUAUGAAGUUCAAUAUUUCCAUGCAGGCAAAAAUCCCCUCACCAUAUGUACAACGGCACUAUAGGCCAACAGCACUUCAACUCAGCUAGUUUCGCUCGAGUCCCAACAGAAGCGAUGUCUAUGGACCAGAUUGUGCGAGUGUUCUUCUCCCUGUCGACAGUCUGAGCUGCAGAUAUUCCUUGUCUUAUACGACCUAGAUCAUUAUCAAGCGAUAGAUCUUCCCAAGGAUGGCUUCAAGUAAUUGACGAAGCUCUGCUCGAAAUACAACAUGCUUUCGGACACUGGCCGGUCCGACGUUUAUGCAUACUUCUCAGAGUUUGGCUGUGUUCAAUGGAAUUAAAGUGGAAACUUUGAGGGAAAUCUUCUAGGAUUCAGGCUGAUCGGCGGAAAGCCGUCAAAAGUACCAAAGUUCCUUUCGGGGGAUAUCGAUUGGACUAGGGUCGAAACCCACGUUCAUGCUUUUCACAAUUUACGCUCAGUUCUAGACGCUAUCAUGUAGGUGAUGCUCCGAUCAAACCCAUGAAAUCUUCCCGUCUGGCUGAAGGGUGGCUCUGUAUCUAUCUUGAGCUGGCAUGCAAAAAUGGUAGGCUGUCGGUGUCGCCUUCUUGUGGGCAUCUAUAUUAUGUGUUUGUGUCUUCGUCCAUGUGUCUAUCCGUUUCUCUUUUCUCAUCGUCGUGCAAACCACUUUCGUUACUUGAGCCACCUUCUUUAAAGCUCUCUUAAUCAUGGGUGUUCUUAGCUAUUUCAAGAUCUCAAAGCCUGAGAAGUCUGAAUCAAGCAAAGAGAAAGCUCCAGCUGCCCCAAAUUCUGUCGUUGAAAAUGAUUCUCCUCGUCAUGGCUACUCAGACCCAUCACCUACUGCAUCGAGCAGGCAAAGCUUGUAUAGCAACAAUCGUUUAGACGACAUCAGACAUCAAGUUAUUCUCAAUUAUCUAUGGCAGAAACAAAGAGGUCUGAUGUGGAUUAUGGAUAACUCAGGUCAGCAUGAGGGUGUCAUGGUACGCAAAGAUAGGACAGAAUAUCUUUGUCGUCCUCCAGCACUAGCUAGCUCCACCUUUGGUAGGGCGAUGAAGAUCAUGAACGUUUCUGCUGCUAUGACCAUCAACUCCACUGUCGUUCAACCAUUUCUGACAAGGUCGCCCGACGCCCUUGAUGUACCUCUUACCAAUGGCCUUCGAGUCCAGAUUCUACCAACACUUGAAGAUCUUCCCCGUGCUCGCAGAGCUCACUAUGCUGCUUUCAUUGCUAGAGAAGCUCUUCUCGUUGUUUGGGAAGAUGACCCAACACUACUAUUUGACAGAGCCAAAGCAAUCGAGGACGGUCUACUACAGACUAUCUGGAACGCAACUGAACACGAAAAGAGUGAAUCACAACCUCGAACUCAAGUCCGCGAGCUUGACGAAGAGUCAGGGCAGUCUAUCGUUGAAGAGAGACCGACCAUGUACCUCAAUUCAUUCAUGGUCUCUUGUUCAAUUUGUCUUCUGGUUUGUAUUAUGGGUUUAGGAUACGCUCAGCUGGCAAUCGAAGUCGUAGUAUUGAAGCAUUGGAUAUCUCUUGCCUAUCUGAUUGUCACUCCAAUUUACUGCUUCUUUUCCUUGUUCUUCACAAACGUUGUAAUCGGAGUUCUCAUGCAGUGCUUCGGUCCAAUUCAGCAACUGAAUAGGAACACCAAGUUCUUCUCUGCGAAAGCACCUCCUCGUCUUCUUACCACGACACUACCACAUGUCACCAUUCAAUGUCCUGUGUAUAAAGAAGGCUUAGCUGCCGUCAUUGCUCCAACAGUCUCCUCAAUCAAAAAAGCAAUCUCUACCUACGAAUUGCAAGGAGGCUCCGCAAAUAUAUUUAUCAACGAUGACGGUCUUCAACUUCUCGAUGAAGCUGCUCGACAACAAAGAAUUGACUUUUACGCUGAUCAUGGUAUUGGCUGGACAGCCCGUCCUCCCAAUGGUCAAAAUGGAUACGAACGUAAAGGAAAAUUCAAGAAAGCCUCAAACAUGAACUACGGACUUGCCUUAUCCAAUUCCAUUGAAGAGAAACUUCAAGACAUCGAAAGACCAGCUACCUGGACUCAGGUUGAUGAAGUUGCAGCUUUUGAAUCAUGUAUGUCGGACGUUCUUGAUGAGAACCCCGAAGCAUGGGCUGAAGGCAACAUUAGAAUUGGUGACUACAUUCUGCUCAUUGACUCCGAUACUCAGGUUCCAGAAGAUUGCUUGCUUGAUGCUGCUAGCGAAAUGGAACAAUCUCCAGAUGUCGGCAUCAUUCAAUUCUCUUCUGCUGUCAUGCAAGUAUCGCACAACUUUUUCGAAAAUGGCAUUACUUUCUUCACAAAUCUCAUCUACUCUGCUAUUCGUUACGGUGUUGCCAAUGGUGGUGUGGCAGCGUUUGUAGGUCACAAUGCAAUCCUUCGAUGGUCUGCUAUCCAAGAGAUCGCUUUCGAGGAUGAAGAAGGUCAUGAACGAUUCUGGUCUGAGUCCUGUGUCUCUGAGGACUUUGACAUGGCUCUACGAUUACAACUUAAGCACUAUACCAUCCGCAUGGCUGCCUGGGCUGGUGAUGGAUUCAAAGAAGGUGUAUCUCUCACUGUUUACGAUGAAUUGACCCGCUGGCAAAAAUAUGCUUAUGGAUGUAACGAGCUUAUGUUCAACCCUAUUAGAACAUGGUUGUGGAAGUCUCCAUUCACACCUCUCUUCCGUAAAUUCAUCUGUUCCAGUAUCGACAUUGGCUCGAAAGUUCAAAUCGUUGCGUACAUCGGCACAUACUAUGCAUUGGGUAGUGCAUGGUUAAUUUGUCUUGCAAACUACGUAUUCGUUGGUCUUUGGAAUGGAUAUCUCGAUCGUGCUUAUGUUGAUUCAUGGCAAAAUUGGCUCGCAAUUACUGUGGUGUUUACUGGAGCGGGUAAUGUCGGUCUUGCCGUACAACGUCAUCGUUCUGGUGAAAAAUCCUUCCUUCCUGCUAUCCUUGAAAACUUAAAAUGGUGUUUCAUGUUCAUGAUAUUCUUCGGUGGCGUCUCUCUUCACAUGUCCCAAGCGCUUCUCUGCCACAUGUUUGAGAUCAACAUGACAUGGGGUGCCACUUCAAAGGAAGUUGAAUUUUCCAAUUUCUUCCUCGAAGUCCCCAAGAUUCUCAAGACCUUCAAGUACACAUACUUAAUGUGCAUAUUCGGUAUCGUAUUGAUGGUUAUUAUGGCAGAAGCUCCCUUCUUACCCUGGAGUUACAACAUCGAUGAUUUUAUUGCAAUCUUUCCUCUGGGGGUCAUGGUUGCAAGUCAUCUACUUCUGCCGGUGGCGCUGAAUCCGGAAAUGAUGACAUUUAGUUGGUAGGGGAUGAGGAUAUGCGAAAUUAAUUUAAUGUUGGGAAAUUUGGAAUGGGAUACCCAGGACGCUCUUUAUUGUUUGUUUGAUUUGGGGGCAUUCUAUGGUUGAUGAUUGGUAUGAUACUCAUCUUAUGAAGGAAGGAAUAGGAGGUACAAGCUUAAUUGGUUAGACGGAAUGGGUUUAAAGUACAUAAUCUGGCAUACAGAAUUUUAAUAUGAAUGAUAUAAGGAUAAAUGAUCUUUCUCGGGCGUGUGUGAAUAAGUGUCAGUCUUGUAAUCCUAGUCGACCAAACAC